GGCGGUGUCGGAGCAGUCACUGGAUGGGCUGAGCGAAUAAAAGAAGGAAGAUGAGACGCUGUUUGGAGCCAGAGAGCAGCAGCAGGUGUUCAAAGAUGAAUUGGCUUGGAGCUGUACUCGCCCUGUGCGUCCUCGUGCCCAGCGCACACUGUGCCUCAGACUCAAUCGCCUGGUGUUAUCAUGAGCCAAGCUGCAAUGAUUCUACCUGGCCAACCAUUGCUACCAAGUUUUGCAAUGGCAGCCGACAGUCGCCCAUUAACAUCAUCUCAGCAUCUGCCCAACUUGACACCAAUCUGACUGCAUUCACUUUGAAUAACUUCAAUGGCAACUCCUUGAAGAGCAUCACAAACACUGGAAAGACAGUCAAAGUCACCCUCAACAGUGGUAUCAGCAUUUCAGGAGGAGGCCUGUCCGGGGCAUAUGACAGCCUGCAGUUCCACUUGCACUGGGGCAAUGGUUCCUCUGUCCCUGGCUCCGAACACACUGUGAAUGGCAAGCGCUAUCCCAUGGAGCUUCACAUCGUAAACAGCAAGGCAAUCUAUGCUGGGAACACAACUCUAGCUGUUUCAGAUAGUACAGGACUUGCUGCUCUUGGUUUCCUCAUUGAGGAAAUGUCAGGUAAUGCCACCGGCCAACCUGCCAGCUGGAAUAUCUUGAGCUCCUACCUUUCCAAAAUCAAAAACAUUGGCGACUCCUCUGAAGUAUCUCAAAUAUCACUGACUGAUCUUAUACCCGGGGUGGAUACCACCAGGUAUUACCGCUACCUUGGCUCCUUGACCACCCCCUCUUGCAAUGAGGCUGUUGUUUGGACUGUGUUCAAGGACACGGUUAAAGUCAGCAAAGAUGUGAUUGACAAGUUCAGCAAAAUGAUCUACGUCACCAACAGCACAUCACCUUUAAUUGUGAAUAACUUCAGAAACCUCCAGCCAGCACUAUCCGUCACAACCAGCUCUAGCUCCAAAACCUGCUAUUCUGUGGGGCUGAUGGCUUUGACCGUUCUUCUGGGAAGGUUGUAG
This is a messenger RNA of Cyclopterus lumpus (lumpfish), 1016 nucleotides long. Its product is annotated as carbonic anhydrase 4-like. The record is from RefSeq and is a predicted model, not a curated record. NCBI's taxonomy places the organism in Eukaryota, Metazoa, Chordata, Actinopteri, Perciformes, Cyclopteridae. Bases 51 to 1016 code for a protein of 321 amino acids. Gene Ontology annotation, cellular component: plasma membrane. The transcript has 9 exons. Gene Ontology annotation, molecular function: zinc ion binding; carbonate dehydratase activity.